AUGGCUCCCAGCGCACCCAACCCGGCGGCCUCCGCACCCGUCAAAAAGACGUCCGUCCCAGAGAAGAAAUACAAAUGCCAAUUUUGCAAUCGCGCCUUCAGCCGAAGUGAACACCGCAGCAGACACGAACGAUCGCAUACCAAAGAGAGACCCUUCAAGUGCUUAAAAUGUCGGAGCACCUUCGUGCGUCGAGACCUUCUUCUUCGACAUGAUCGUACUGUCCAUGCCAAAGAUGGUGGCAUUCCACUAGUGUCCGAGGGCAGGCGACGCGGUGGCGCAGGUGUGCGAAAGACUUCCCCCACCUCCGGCCCCGCCAGCAAACCCUCAGUCACAGUCGAUCCUACUACGCUCGAACAGAUCGAGGCAAGCAGUGAUGCCGCUGCGACUGGUCAAUCCAACGAUCGUGCUGAUUCCGAUCGCUCAUUUUCCCCCGGACGCGGUUCGUUAUUAGAGCCUUCGGUCGGGUAUCUGUCUGGAAACGCGACACUCCCGCAAAUGCCCUGGGACACCCUUGUCUCGCCGGCUGAUACAAAGCACUCGAUGGGGUCGCCCUUCGCGUCCCACGAUGGUGGAGCCGAUUCGCAUCCACUCCCGUCAGUGAUGGAUCGGCACGGUCCCGUAGGCGAUGGUUUGGCUCCCUCGCUCCACUCUCUGGUCAACUCGCUCCCCAUGUCGGGAACCUCGACGCCGAAUGCUUUGUCCCCGUAUCCUUCGAUGACGGGUCCUGUCAGCCCUGUGAACUACCGUAGAUCCCCUGGUCCCAGCCAGGCCUUGACACUGCCCAAGGCUCCUCAAAUCGCCAGCGAAACGGAGCGGAACAUGAUCAUGGACCGCCUAGAGGAUGCCGACUCGCUUGGUGUACUGCCCGACUCAUUCCAGCUGCCCCCCACAUCUGCACUCAACAAGUACCUGUCGACGUAUUUCAACCUGUAUCACCCUCAUCUUCCCUUCCUGCACCAGGAGUCCUUCCAGCCCGCUGAAGUCUCGGCGCCUCUGCUUCUCGCGGUUCUCUCUAUCGGUGCUUUGUAUACUUUUGAGAGGAAGGACGCGUUUAUGCUUCAUGUGGGGUCCAAGAUGCUGGUCAACCAAUUCCUGCAACACAAGGAAAACUUUGACUCAAGAAAAUGUCCGCUGUGGGCGAUGCAGAGUACCCUUCUCAACAUGAUCUUCGAGAGUUGGAGCGGCGACCCAAAGGGACUGGAGUGGACUUGCUCCAUCAAGAGUCUUUUGGCCAAUAUGGUUGCUGGAAAUCGCUAUCAACUGAAGCUUCGCACUGAGGGUCGUGAGGGUAUCCCUUCCAGAGAGGAUUGGAUUGAGGAUGAGUCUUGCCGCCGUACCUAUUUCGCAGUCUACAUCUUCUUUGGCAUGCUCACCUUGACUUUCAAUCACACCCCAGCGAUGAGCUUCGACGAGUUUGACAAUCUUGAGCUCCCUUCUUCCGAGUCUUUGUGGAACCUCGAUGUGACCGACGACGACGCUUGGCGCCGGAGCCUGGCCAAUGCUUCCACCUUGACCGUUCGAGAAGCCCACGAUUGUCUUUUCCAAGGCGAGCAGACCCGAUACAGUGCAUUCGCCACACGCGUUCUCAUCAACGCUCUGUUUCUCCAAGUGUGGAACCACAAGCGCAGUUUCGAGGCUCUGCAGGACGUGGUUACCGAGUACAAGCUUCGCCUCGCUUUGGAAACCUGGGAAAGCUCUCUUGAAGUCUGCGAGCCGGAGACGAUGGUGGUGCCCCUCAGCACCCCUCAGAAGGGCCACCCUCUGAUCUUCAACUCGAUGGCGGUCUACCGAAACACUCGCGCUCGCCUGGAAGUGGAUCUCAAGUCGAUCCAGGAGGCUCUGCGCUACCACUCUUCGUACGAAGUGGCUGCUGCCAUGACGGUGGCCCGCGAGAAGGUCAAGCGGUCUCAAGAGAUGAACAAGGUCAUACAAUCGUGCUUCGAGUGCAUCGAAAUAGCGGCCGUUCAAGGUAUUAACUGGGUGGCGCAGACGUCUGCCACGAACUGGAGCGUCGAGCACCCACUGUGUGGCUUGGAUUUGAUGGUGAUCCUCAGUCUCUGGCUCUAUCGCCUGGAACAUGACGAAGAGCCAGCGACCGAGGCGGAAAUUGCCAUCUACAACAAGGUGCGGAAUCUGUUUGACGAUGACGCCGUCGAUGCUUUUGGUAAACUCAGCUCUACCGUGGCCCGUGUAUGGGGUAAUAUCCUAGACGGUGUGGUAGUAUGGGGCAUUACCAAGCUCAUGGGCGAGUCAUUCAAACUCCAUUCGCAAGCCUUGAUCGGCUACGAGGAUUCGUUGCGCGUUGCCAAAGACCAGCCUAUUCAUGCAAUGCCUCCCAAGACGUUGGCCAGUGUGGGAACGGCAUACUAAUGCUGCACAUGCCACGGCCAAGGUGACCCCGGUUGCGUGAAACACAUACACUUCUCUACAUUCAUUCAACAUCAUAUUUGGGACACUGGAUUUCGGUUUAGGGUCGGGAACGGAUGCGC
This is a messenger RNA of Aspergillus brunneoviolaceus CBS 621.78, 2489 nucleotides long. RefSeq names its product C2H2-type zinc finger protein. Gene Ontology annotation, cellular component: chromatin. Gene Ontology annotation, molecular function: DNA-binding transcription factor activity, RNA polymerase II-specific; RNA polymerase II cis-regulatory region sequence-specific DNA binding; zinc ion binding. The transcript has 5 exons. Gene Ontology annotation, biological process: regulation of transcription by RNA polymerase II; DNA-templated transcription. The record is from RefSeq and is a predicted model, not a curated record. The coding region runs from base 1 to 2370 and encodes 789 amino acids. NCBI's taxonomy places the organism in Eukaryota, Fungi, Ascomycota, Eurotiomycetes, Eurotiales, Aspergillaceae.